CAAGGAUCGAGCAAAGAUGCAGGGUUCGCCCUUAGUUAACUAGCUCCAAAGGCCGGGAUCUCCCCCCAAAAAGCGCGAUGCACAACUUGAGAAUUUGACCACACUCAGGCAGCGAGUUGACCAACUCUGCCAGAACAAUCUCUGCUGCCACACACUCUGGUGUUUUUCGAUCGCUUUUUCGCGGCUUCGAGCUUGUCACUCGCUUCGUGAUUCUUUGAUUCUCCGGCUCUUCACUCGACAACGACGACAAAAAGGAAUAUCGCCCGGUGAACGAUUUUUAAACCCGUCCCUGUCUUUAUUACUCCACCAAAGAGGCGCUCUUAUCCGAACGGCUAAUUCGUUGACCUGAGGUUUCUGCACGUGUCCAAUAACACUAGUUUAUAGAGACCAUGCCACCAGCAGGCACAAAGCAUUUAUUGGGCAAGGCUAGUUCGAAACACAUUGGCCAUGCGAUGGGACGCAAAUCACUGUUUGACCCGCUCCAUGCGGCAUCACCACGGAGCGCUAGGGCUGCGCAAAAGAAAUCGCCUCUUCCGCCUCCGACGGCCGCGCAAUCCUCGGAGCUGCCAUCUGCGCGGUCCGUGCGCCCCAAAAUGCUCACCCUGGCCGCUGUUGCGGUCUUCGCGUUUUCAACUUAUGGCACCUACCUAUUCGUGAGCUAUAAAAAAGCUGUCGAGGCGGCGAAAUCACUUGAUGUACCCCACGACCUCUCAGAUCGUUACGAUCAAUCCGCGCGAACAUAUGAUGCAGAAGUGGAGACGGCAGAGAUGCUUAUGCGACUGGGAAAACGGAGGAGAGAACUAAUUCAAAUGGCAAGAGGGAAUGUGUUGGAAGUCAGUUGCGGGACAGGUCGGAAUUUUGACUACUACACGCUGGGCGAGAAGAGAGCAGUGGAUGAGCAAGGGAAGGCAGCGAUUCGAGGUUGCAGAUCGGUCACGUUUGUGGACCAGAGCGGUGAAAUGGUUCAAGUUGCGCGGGAGAAGUUUGAGAAGAAGUACCCAGCGUUUAAGCAGGUUGCUUUCCGGGCGCAGGAUGCGAUGGAACCUAUUUCUCCUCCUCCGGGAACGACAAUAAAGAUACCGGUUGGGAUGAAGGAGCCAAAAUUCGAUACGGUCAUCGAAACGAUGGGGCUCUGUUCGACAGCCGACCCUGUGGCGUUUUUAAAGCAUCUUGGGGAAUUAACCGAGCCAGAAAAGGGGCAGAUUCUUCUAUUGGAACACGGUCGGUCAUACUAUGGUUGGUUGAAUAAGUUACUCGAUGAUCUUGCUCCCGCACACGCAGAUCAGCAUGGAUGCUGGUGGAAUAGAGACAUUGGGAGAAUUGUUGAGCAGAGUGGACUUGAAGUCGUGGAGUCUAAGAGAUGGCAUCUAGGCACGACUUGGAAAUACGUUUUGCGGCCGAAAAAGGAGACCGAGCGCGCGGAUAAAGAAACAGAUAUACAAAACCAGGACUAAGGACAAAGCUGCAGCGAGCGGCAAUUUGCUCUUUUGGCUUCAGAAGCAGUCAUGAUAUUGCUGUGGAUUGCAACUUGUACACUAUAGAGAUACAUGUAUGAUUAUGAGCGUAGACAAGCAUAUAGGCGUUGUGCAUUUCUAUACCCCUUUGAUUCGAGA
Messenger RNA from Coccidioides immitis RS, 1613 nucleotides. RefSeq names its product ubiquinone/menaquinone biosynthesis protein. Bases 390 to 1454 code for a protein of 354 amino acids. NCBI's taxonomy places the organism in Eukaryota, Fungi, Ascomycota, Eurotiomycetes, Onygenales, Onygenaceae. The transcript is spliced from 2 exons. The record is from RefSeq and is a predicted model, not a curated record.